Molecule: messenger RNA, 2129 nt
Organism: Cricetulus griseus (Chinese hamster)
Lineage: Eukaryota; Metazoa; Chordata; Mammalia; Rodentia; Cricetidae
Source: RefSeq, a predicted model, not a curated record
CAGUCUGCCAGCCUGUGUGAGCCAGGGAUAAGGAGAGCGAGGCCUUCCUUAUCUGUGUGGGUUUUUUGGUUUUGGUGGUUUCCUUCAUUCUUGCCUGUCCUACAGCCGGAGUAAAAAAAUUUGCCAGGUUUGCCCUCAUCACACAGCGCAUCGUGAGGUGCCAGGGCCUUGAGUUUUGGUGACGAAAAAAAAGGUACCAUUUAUGAAGAUAACAAAUCACAUAAUCACACCUGCUUCAUCCGGAAGUGAGGCAAGAAGGUUCUAUUUCCUUAAACCCUCCUUCAAAACAUCUAACUUAAUCCCAAAUCGGAAAGCCCUGCUUUACAUCCUAUUACUGAGAUGCCAUCUGAUUGACUUUGGUGUGUUCUCCAUUUCUCUGAUGAGUGACAACCUCAACCUGUCCAGCUUGCAGGAAUCCUUGGUGAUCAUUGGCUAAAGUACACUGGCAAUUCUUUCUCUGUAAUCCAUACCAUCUAUUUCUAUGGAGUUGAAGACAUCCUGUGAGGUAGAAGAUAGACAUGAGUAGGGAGCUGGGUGGUCCUAGAACACAGCCCAAGCCCUCUUCCUUUUGUACAGCCUGAUAAGCUACUGUAAAAUCCUAGUUUCAUAUCCACCAACCAGUGGACAGCCUACAUAGCUGCAUAGGCAAGUGUUUCCAGGCAGCAACCAAUAGCUGUUCUCAACUGUAUCCAGACCAUCCCAAACAUAACCUGUUCUUUGCACAUCCAAUGUGAGGUCCCCCCAACUAUAAGGCACCAUGUCUAGCGAGUUCAAAUGCCACUACUGCAAGGAUUCCUUGCAAGGGAAGAAGUAUGUCCAGAAGGAUGACUACAACUGCUGCCUGCCAUGCUUUGACAAGUACUGUGCCAAUAUCUGUGACGAAUGCCACAAGCCCAUAAGUGCAGAUUCCAAGGAGGUGAGUUUUGAUAACCGCUACUGGCACAAAGCCUGCUUCCUUUGUAGCAAGUGCCAACAGCCCUUGGUCAGUGAGACCUUUGUGACCUCGGAUGGCAAGGCCCUUUGCGACAGUUGUGCUACUAAGGAGGCCACCCCCAAAUGCAAAGGGUGCAACGAGCAUAUUGUGGUAGGAGAUCAGAAUGUGGAGUACAAGGGUGACGUCUGGCAUAAAAACUGCUUCGUCUGCAGCAACUGCAAGGAAGUCAUUGGAACCGAAAGUUUCUUCCCUAGAGAUGAGGGGUUCUUCUGUGUGUCUUGCCAUGAGGCCAAGUUUUCCAAGCAGUGUGUGAAAUGCAACCAGCCCAUCACAUCUGGAGGGAUCAGUUACCAGGAUCAACCCUGGCAUACUGAGUGCUUUAUUUGUGACUCCUGUUCCCAGCAGCUGGGCGGGCAGCGGUUCACUGCUGUGGAUAACAAGUAUUACUGUGUAGAUUGCUACAAGAACUUUGUGGCCAAGAAGUGUACUGCGUGCAAAAAUGCUAUCACUGGGUUUGGUAAAGGCUCCAAUAUGGUAAGUUUUGAGGAAAAUUCCUGGCAUGACUACUGCUUCAACUGCAAAAGUUGUUCUGAAAAUCUGGCCAACAAGCGUUUUGUAUUUCAUGAGGAGGAGCUGUAUUGUAUUGACUGUGCCAAAAAGCUAUAACAAGGGCUCCUAACCUGUAAAAUGACAUUUGAACCAUGAUUUGUGUUCUUAUUCUCUCUGCCUUUGACCAACCAUAGGGGAAGAGUUGGUUUUCAACUCAAUAAAGUUGCUCCUGUCUUUUCUUCAAUUUCACAGUAGUAUUCAGCUGCAGGCACAUAGUGAUUAGUUUAUUAGGAUUCAACAGAGAACAACCUUGCAGAAAAAUAAUUUCUCUGUUGCUGCAAUGGAAAAUCAAAACCUUAGGCUCAUCUGCAUGUUUCUUAUACAUCAGAAAAGUGUUAACCAUGUAGCCACAUGAUUUAAGCAAGAAGCAUUGGUGAUAAAGCCUCCACUAAGAUGUUCCAGGCUCAGCUGGGAUCCACUGUGCCACAGCAACAUGCAAGGGUUGUAACAAUUGCUCCAACUCACUGCUCACCCUCUUCUGUGAACAUAAAAAAACUUUUCAGAAUGCAUGGUUGGACUUCCUCAUCAAAAAUUUUGUGCUUUCACAUUAUGUGAAUUUCCAAAAAAAAUAAACAUUUUGAGCCAG